AAGGGGGAUGCUAUGGGUUCUGUUUCCAUGGAAACUAGCAGCCGUAGGCUGGCUGUGUUGCAUGUCACAGAGAGGGAAUAAUGGCCCGAAAGGUAAACUUGGCAUAGGGAUGGUUCCUUUGUCGGAGAUGUUUGAACAAAGACAAAAGCAGCUGCCAGGAUCUCUCUGUCCCUAUUUGCAUCUUGUACGUGUCAUGGCAAGAGGAACCAGAUGGGAAUAACUGUAGAUCUGCAGCCAGCACCGGCGACGCUUUGAACGGCCGCGGCUGACUCUGGAUCUGCCCGCCACCUAUCCCUGGCUGUCCAGUGACUCCCGCCUCUGCUGCACAUUGAUUGACAAUCAUUCAUCAGUGCCCCAUAAGAAGAUGUUUGAAGAUAGGGACGAGACCAAGGAGACGGACGGGAGCCUGCUGGGCGACUCAGGUCACACUCCCCCAGGGAAGAAGGGGCACGUGAAGUGGCAGAAGCCGCGGCUCACGCGCAAGGCGCUGCUGAACUGCUGUCUGGUGAAGCGGAUCCUCUCCCGGGCGGCGCCCCAGGGAUCAGACACCAGCGACAGCGACCUCGAACUUUCAUCCGACCGGCACCAGCCAGAAGGGCUAGAGCAGCUGCAGGAGCUGACCAAAUUCACCAAGAAGGAGCUGCAGUCCCUGUACAGGGGCUUCAAGAACGAAUGCCCCCGCGGCGUGGUAAACGAAGACACCUUCAAGCUGAUCUAUGCUCAGUUCUUCCCUCAGGGAGACGCCAGCAUGUACGCCCACUUCCUGUUCAACGCCUUUGAUGUGGACCGGAACGGAACCAUCUGCUUCAAGGAUUUCGUCGUCGGCCUCUCCAUCUUGCUCUGUGGGACAGUGCACGAAAAGUUGAACUGGGCUUUUAACCUCUAUGAUAUUAACAAGGACGGCUACAUCACCAAGGAGGAGAUGCUGGCGAUCAUGAAGUCCAUUUACGAUAUGAUGGGCCGCUACACGUACCCGAUCGUCAGGGACGAUGCCCCCAUAGAGCAUGUGGAGAAGUUCUUCCAGAAAAUGGACAGAAAUCGAGACGGUGUGGUGACAAUCGAGGAGUUUUUAGAAACCUGUCAAAAGGACGAAAACAUCAUGAGCUCCAUGCAGCUGUUCGAGAAUGUGAUCUAGAAUGCGAUCUCGUCUCUCCCAGCGCGGCUGCCUCCCGGCCUGCACGCAGAUGGAUGCCUCUGUCUGUCUCUCUUGUUAAGCACACAAACAUCUUUAUGAGAAGAAAAACAAACUCUUUUUAUAUUUAAAAACAAAAAAACCCAAAAAAAAUACAAAAAAGAGGACGUAAUCAUGUUUGCUCCCGACACUGACCGGAUUCUUACUUGAAGGGCAAGAGGAGACAGAGAGAGAUUGGGUUUCAUGGGUUUGUCUGACCUAGCAGAGGGAUUGGCUAGCUCUUCCCUAGGAUACAGCAAGGGAACGCUACACAGUGUUAAAUACCACCUGUGGGAAAGAGACCAGCCUCAUGGAUUAAGCUCAGCACUUCUCACAUGGUAGCAGGAUGGAAAGGACGUUUGCAUGUGGGAGGUGGAGUUCUUCUCACUAGCAUCAAGUGAAAACCCGGCAAUGGGGCAGUUACUGGGUUCCAUCAGGAAAAGGAGGGAGAGGUAGUUACUGAAGAAGAAAUGGGUCUCAGCUGGCACAAUUUGGCAUAACUCCAUGGACUUCAUACCCCCAUUGCGAAAUCUGACUUCAGCUGAACUCCAUCAAUUUUCACCAGCUGAGGACCUGCUCCCCACUUUUCCAUGUGCAGGAAGCUCCUGGGCCAAGAUCCUGGAGCCUGAAUGUGUCUCAGAUGAGAGAGGAUGGUUUGUGGACACCUGAAUAGAAGACAUUACUGGCUGUUGGGAAUCAUCUCCAGAACUUCAGUUCUAAAAGCACAAGAGCAUCCACUCAAAGGCAGGUUCCACAUCGUGUGCAAAUGUUAGAGAACGUACAGCGCCUUCUAGCGUCCCCAGAGAAGGGAGACAAAGGAAGAAGCUAACACACCUUCUCCCCAGUCGCACUGAGAAUGAAUGUCCCUCCACCUGCAGUGGUAGGGGAGGAUGAGGUAUCUUCACUCAGGAGACUGGAACUGCGGCAAUCUGCAACAAAGAAACAGGAUUUGAAUUUCCUGAAGCAGAAGUACAAGCACAAAUACCCUGGCCCUUCCAAACUGGAGGAGGAGACGGGCCCUUGCUGCUACGUUCUGGAGCUGAACUCUUUCAUUGUUUUCCACCGGUCCAUCAUUUCCAUCAGAGCUGGCUCAAAUAUCUGUUGACUGCAAUUGAGGGUUACACUGGAAAACUGUUAGUUUGUGGGAUGGGCAGUGUUGUUUAACUGCGUUGGUCCCAGGGUGUGUGAGAGACAAAGUGGGUGAGGUACAACCUAUUAUAAGUCCAACUUCUGUUGGUGGAGAGGGCAAGCUUUUGAGAUACAUGGAGACAGAGGAAGAGCUCUGUGUAGCUCAAACUUGUCCUCUCCACCAACAGACGUUGGUCCAGUAAAAGAUAUUACCUCACCCAUCUUGCCUUUUCUGUGACACUGAAAGCUGAUGGGCGGUGACUUAUGAAUAUGCCCAAAACUGCAGGCUGCAGUUGAAAGUCAUAAGUCAAAUAGGGUGUGAAAUAUCACCUAUCCCUGGGGAACGUUCACAAGGUUUGGUUUGAGGGACUGUUUUUUUGUUUGUUUGUUUUUUUUAACAAGUGACUAUUUUUAGACAUUACACAUGCUGUUUCCAGGACUGAGAUGAGAUCUGACAUGGGGCGAACAAGUCUUGAAAGAGGCCAGAGAGUUGGAAAAGCCAGCUGGAAAUCAGCGCAUGUAGGGCUAGACAAGUCACUGGUCUUCAGGUUUGGUAGGGAAAAGAGGAGUUGGGUUGGUAGCUCUGCAACCAAGAGGGUGUCAUCCUCAAGAUCCAAGUCAGGGAUAAGUCAGUACAGUCUCUAAUGAGGAACUUUCUAAGUAGCUGGAUGCUCUGUCUCACUGGGAUUUCCUGUUGGCCAUGUCAGAGUCACAGAGCCAUGGGGCUAUCUGUUUCCAAUGCAAUAGAAAUCCCCUAGAUGAGGUGCCCUAGAGAGACUCCCCUUUCAGUUCCUUUAGUAACCUUGGAUGGGUCUGGUUAUUGAAUGACCCUGCCUCGCUGGGGAUGGAACACUCUCUGGUUAGAAGAGCACUAAGCCUGAGAAAUAGUCCCUGGGUCUGCAGUGGGGAAGAGGCCACCAAACACGUUGGGGAAGAGAAGGUGUCCUGGUGGAAGUUGUCACUGAUGCUUAAGCUAGUGCAGGCUCUGCUUCUUUCUCCCAGGCCUUCACCUUGGAUACAACCAGAUCCACCUUUCUCCCCCACUACCCCCAAGUUCUCCAGCCCCACUUCCCAGAUCUGAACUAGCAGAAGGAUCCAGACUUUUAACCACCCAGACUCAGUCCUCAUCUUCCUCUCAACCUCUCUCAGUGCCCAAAAACCAUCUCUCUCUCUCUGCCCAAGGCCCAGAUCAGUCUGUUUCUGUCUCCCACUCCCAAAAAGGCUCUGAAUUCCGUCUGUCUCUCCCUCUUCUCUACCCUAAGCCCUCUCCCAGAGGCUGUGAGUUUGCACUCGAUACUUCCUGACAUAUGUACAGUAUAAGGAAUGGCCGCAUGUCUCACUAGCAGUAGCCUUUACUCCAGUGCCCCAAUCUCAUGCCCACCCUCACAGCACAACCUGGGGAGACAGUUGUCGGUUCCUGUUCUCCGUAACUACUUGAUAU
Messenger RNA from Gopherus flavomarginatus (Mexican gopher tortoise), 3740 nucleotides. It is a transcript of the gene KCNIP3, whose product is annotated as potassium voltage-gated channel interacting protein 3. Gene Ontology annotation, biological process: regulation of potassium ion transmembrane transport; negative regulation of transcription by RNA polymerase II. Gene Ontology annotation, cellular component: voltage-gated potassium channel complex; nucleus. Bases 365 to 1135 code for a protein of 256 amino acids. Gene Ontology annotation, molecular function: DNA-binding transcription repressor activity, RNA polymerase II-specific; potassium channel regulator activity; calcium ion binding. NCBI's taxonomy places the organism in Eukaryota, Metazoa, Chordata, Testudines, Testudinidae. The record is from RefSeq and is a predicted model, not a curated record. The transcript has 9 exons.